AUGCCUCGAUCGCUUCGAUGUGGGGCUAGUGCCGCGGCUUUUCCGCCUUGGAAUCUCCCAAAGGGAGUGCCCGAGAUCUUGAGUCUUGUGGUCUUUCUCAUCGAGCUUUUCCCGGAAAUCGGUGCCGAGGUCUUCCGAAAUCACUUGCAUCUACUGUGGUAUCUGGGCAAGACUGGGCUUCCGCCAGAGGAGGCGGCCGUGGCAGCUGCGCACGCCGAGGCCGCUUGCCACUUCAGCCUCGCUGCUGUGGGUGACCGCCCAGAUCGCCAUGAGCUUGAACGCGAGGACGAUUCAUGGAUGGGCUUCUGCGGCGCGCACUACGUGAUUCGUUUUUCCACGGAGCCUUGUGCCGUGCCUGCCGGAGGUGCGCCGCCCCCGGCGGCGCUGCGAGUGGCAGCUUACGGCUGCGUAGGGGAUGCCGUGCAGGACUUGGUCCACGGCCGCUACUUGCAGACUGGAGGGCGCCUCUGGUCCUCUGAGCUUCUUCUGGCGCGGGAGCUGCUGGGCUACCCUUUAGCGGGCCAGGUGGUGCUGGAGCUGGGGUGCGGAGUGGGCAUCGCCGGCAUUACAGCGGCCAGCUUCGCUUCAGGAUGCAUUCUCACCGACGUGGAGCCCACUGUUCUCGAAGCGGCAGCGCUGAACCUGCGCUACACGGGGGGCGCGGCAUCCAACGGCAGGGUGGAGUUGCUUGACCUCCGAAAUAUCGAGGCGGUCCAUAGCCUUGCGCUGUCUUGCAGUGCCACAGUCGUCAUUGCAGCCGACAUCCUCUACGGCGCUGCCUCUCAGCAGGAGGUAGCCCGGGCGGUCCGCGCGUCGCUGCCCAACGGCGGGUCGGCGCUUCUGCUGGUGCCGUUGCACUACCGCCCGGGCAUGGACAAGGACUCCUUGGGCCAAGCCCUCCUGGCCGCCGGCAUGGAGACCGUCUCGGUCCGGCCCAUCGCAGCCGAUGGCAUCCACGCGGCCUUAGCUGCGGACGAGGAGCUGCAGGAGUACGUUCUCUUUGAAGCGCAGGCGAGACCACUGGAUGACCAGCAGGAGCUCUGCAGCUUGAUGCAGGUGAGCCUCACCAUCUGA
Messenger RNA from Symbiodinium sp. CCMP2456, 1074 nucleotides. Lineage: Eukaryota; Dinophyceae; Suessiales; Symbiodiniaceae. The record is from the annotation of a GenBank genome assembly.